AUUAGAGUGAUACUAUAUCUCUAUCUCGCUCGUGCUUUUCUUCAAUUGUUUCACUGGAGCUUUGUCUUUUGAAUGCACUGAUACUCAUUUUUGAAUUCCUUAUAUUAAGGACAUGUCUGUGGUUGAGUAUGCCUCUGGUUCAGUGUGGGUGUUGGGAGGUUUCGUGUUUUUCACAGCAUGGGAUCAUCUGUUGCGUCAAAUGAUUCCUCUCGGAGCGCGUAACACCAGUGUACAAUCGUGGAAAUGGAAGAACACCGCAGUAUCUCUUGUCCACUCCUUCAUCACGGGCUGCUGGUCGCUUCUAUGUUUCUACGAGUAUCCCAAACUAGGAGAAGACUUGAUCAAGACUUACACAAGAUCUUCGCACAUGCUUGUGUCCUUCUCAGUUGGUUACUUUAUACACGACUUCCUUGACAUGGCAUUGCAUCAUAGGAAACGGUCGUCGUAUGAGUUGAUGGUGCAUCACGUGUGUGUUAUAGCUUGCUUUGGUUUAUCAGUCUGGACCAGGAUGUUUGUUGGGUAUGCUGUAGUGGCUCUUUUUGUUGAAGUUAAUAGUAUAUUCCUACAUAUACGGCAGCUGUUUAACAUAACAGGCAUUUGCAAGAAUGAACCAAAGUACCGCCUUAAUUCGAUGCUCAACAUCAGCACUUUUGUGAUUUUCCGGAUUGCGGUUUUGGGAUGGAUGACACGAUGGCUUGUCAUUCACAAAGACGAUCUCUCUCUGGCUGUGUAUACCUUGGGUAGUGUUGGUUUGGCUAUUAUAAUGGUGAUGAGUAUUGUACUCUUCCUUAGAGUAUGUAUAGCAGACUUCACUAAGAAAAAGCACAAGGAUUCAAAUAAGCACAAUGAAUCAAAUCACAAAAAAACUCAAGAAUGUGAUGACAGUAUGAAGUUGUCAUCAGCAGCUACACUACUGCCUAGUGGUACAAACAUUCACCUGGAUUAGCUUCGUAUGAGAAGAUUUACUAUAGCAUUAAAAUUCUUUCUACUGUGAAAAAACAUAGUCAUUGUUUUGUUUUAUGGUGUGUAAGCCCUGAAGAAUUAGUUACUUUAUGGUACCAUUACAUUGUACAAAUAUAAUUGUGUGGUGUUCAUUUGUUUCAGAAAACUAGUAUCUGUACUCAUUUGCAUGCUUUCUAAGUUUUUUUUGCUAGAAUUAAAUUUUGGUGAUGAUGAUUAAUUUAUAUCAUUUUUUGUAAUUGCCAAUCUUAUAAAGAGCAAAAUUGAUUUUAGUUUCAGCUUUUAAAGUUGACUUUUCUGUGUAAAGCAUGCUAAAGUUACCAAGUUACCAGUGAAUGCCUUGAAAAAAUACGGUGGUUUUGUCUCAGGUAAUCCUUUUUUAUAUAUGUUUCAGAGAUCAAAUGCUCUGAACUUUGUAUACUAGAAAUGCACAAUAUUAAUGUGACUAUGCUAUAAAUUGUUUGAAAAAGAAAAAGCGCAAAGAACAUAGAAAGAACAAAGCAGAAUAUAUAAUUUGAUAUUAAUUUUGUGUCAGAUUUUGAGAAUGCUCAGUCUUGAUUAUCGGAUUACAUGCUUAAUUUGCCUCUCUUUUGUAAUUAAGAAUCUGAUUACUUAAUGAGAAAUGUUUGAAUUGCUCUCCAUAUAUUCACACCAAGUAUGUUAGCAGUCAUACUUUUUUUCUGUUUACCUCUGAUGAAAUGAAAAAAUAGUAGGAUUUAGAAGGGAUGGUAAAGAAAUGUUAAACAUACUCACUUUCUGGUUAAUGUCAAGUUUAUGAAAUAUAGCAUGUCCAUUAUUUCUUAGUUUUAUAGCAAAUAUGAACUAAAUAGUUACAAAUGAUAACAGACAUAGAGAAUACUGGGUAUUAAAGAGUGGUUUGUAUAAGUUAGAUAUAAUUUAUAUAAUUUUGGAACUGAUGAAACUGAUGAAGCUGCAUAUGAUAGUCUGCCACAGGCUGUUUCUUGAAUUUUUUGUUGCCACUGAUAUGAAUAUUAGAUUCUUGCAGCAACUUAUAGUUUUGUGAAAAACAUGAUAUUAUGAGAUAAUUGUUAAAUAGCUAGCUGUGUCCCAAAUAACUGUAUCCUCUCUCUUCAUGAGGUCCAUUUAUAGUUUCAUCAAUAAAUGAAUGAUAAUGGAUGUAUCAAGUUUAUGCUGUAAGUUGUUUGCUGCCACUGGUGCUCUAUGUUUGGUCACAUGUGUUUAUGUAACUAAUAUUUGUCAGAAAAUAAUGGAAUAAGUAGAUUUAAUUUGAAAAUCUUGUUUUUGACUACAGGUGUAAUGUGGUGUGUUAAGAUUAAUGUGCUUUUAUUCCAAAUAACAUUAUCACAUUGAAGAACCUUAUUAUAGUCUUAGCCUAUGAACACACUUGGUGUGAAUAAAUGGAUAGUGACCCAGACAUUUAUAUAAACCAAUCAGCUUCAUAGCUAUACAAGAGGACCUUUGGGCAAUUUUGGUUAGGAUAUUACUAGUUCCAAAUAUGACACUGUUAGCAUAGUCAACUCAGUCAACAUAGACUCACUCUAUGCUAAGCAGUCAUUUAGAUAGAGAGCUUCCAUUUCUUUUGACACUGAAGUGUGGUAACUCCUUUAUUUAAGGAAAAACAAUGUAUCAAUAUCAAAAGACAAACUAAAGCUGUGUCCACACUGGCUGUCAGCUGGCAUAAGUGAACUUAAACAAGGUUUAAAAUCCCAAGCAUACAAGUGCAAGUGUAUGUAGGAGAGCAUGAUCUAUUGUAGGAGAAGUUAAUAAUAAACUUUCCUCAUGCCCCGACAGUUUAAGCAAUUCAAUGAUGUCACAUAAAAUAAUUGACAGUAAACAUUUUCUCAGAUUACUCAUAAAAAUGUUCAUUCAGUGAGGACACAAACAAACCAGCAUCCUGCCAAUGUAGAGGCUACCUAAGAAUUAAGAAUGCCACAUCUUUGCUUUGUAAUCGUAUACAGUAUCACAGACAAGCUUCUUGACUAAGAGUAAUUUGCUCAGGAUAUUAUAAGUGAAAAUGUUGAAACUUAAAUAGAUGAUAAUUUGCACAUCAUUGUUUUGAAAUCCAGAUUUGAGUAGUUUUCCAUGUCCUGUAGAUAAAGGUUAUUAAAUGGUUUAUUACAUAUGUAUUUUACAAUAUUUGUAUAAGUAAUCUAAUAUUCCAGGUAUAGUUAAGAAUAUUUUCAGUCAUAGCUUAAUAAUUUUAAAUUUCAACUUUGUAUUAGCUGAAUAUAGAAGUUCAUACUGACAUAGUAAUGGGAGUGUUAUGUAUUAACAUACACUAAAUUAUGGUAAUACUUCAUGUCAUCACUGGCUUGUUUUCUGCAUAAUACAUAGAAACUCAUUUGCAAAAUAGUAUUUUUUUAGCUUGUUAAAUUAUUUGGCAUGCUCUGUUGCUGUAGUUAGUGGAAGGUUUCACAGUUAGAUCUUAGAAAGAGGGAAGCUCACUUAGAACAGAUGAAGGGGGGCUCUCUACCAUGAUGGCUGCCAGAAGUGGUUGAUUACAUUGUGAUGUCAUUGCAGUCAGUUGAGAGAAAGCAUCAUAGUUUUAAUGAAUUACUUUCAUGUAAUAGUUGUUUAUGUCUACAGUGCAGUUUCUUUUCUAUAUUUAUUUUUUUAGUUGACUGUUAUAGAUAAUUCCUAAGAACACUUAAUUUUCCUGUUUCAUAUAAAAAAUGUGUAUAUAAAGUAAGGCUGUUUAUCAGUUAAGGUUUUAGGUUUGCGGCAAGUGAAGGUGUAAAUUUGGCAGUUACAAUUCAUCAUUGCAUGUAAAAGAAAUGUAUUUUAGAACAGUGUUGAGGGUGAAAAAUAUUUAGCUGAACCAGUCAUGAAACAUUUUCAGUAUGUAAAGAGUUAUAUUAUAUUAGUAAAUGUGAAUGAAGGUACUACAAAUCUGACCUUAGUACUGUGUCAGAAAAACUCACUCUAUGAUUACAUUUUUUUUUUUUUUUUUUUAAAUGAGCCUAUCUUUCAAUACAGUACUUUUUAAACAUUUUAUCAACAUGGUGUAGCAGGGGUCUUCAACCUUUUUUGGUCCAAGGGCCAAAUUUUAAAUGUUAAGGGGCUUAAGACCACAAAUGCAUGUUGCAUUAAUACAUGAAAGUGCAUAUAAAGCUCAGUUCAAAAUUGCAUAUGAAAUAUGUAUGGCUUAAAUCAGUUUGAUAAAAUUCAUGGAGAUGAAUUAUAUUUUGUAUAUUUUGCCCUGAUAAACAAGCAGUGUUUGUCUUUUCCCAACUUAUAAUCGAGAUGGGUUCUUUUGCCUACAGUCUAAAUGGGAGUUUAUGGGUUUUUAUUGGAUAUAGAUAUAUUUUUUCAUGAUUAAUUUCUUCAAUUUGUUCAAAUUCAGACAAAGCCUACUGACCACUCAUAUAUGCUUGCCAGGCCACAUGAAACCUGCAGACUGCUGGCCCUACAAUGGACAGCAUUCUUCUCUAGAGACUAAACUAAAUUAGGAAUCGGUGUUUAUUAUAUGGUUAAAAGUAUAUGUAGUAAAAAAUUUUGUUAAACUUUUCAUACUGAUUAGAAGACUCAUGGUAUUAUGAUGCUAUACUGUAUAAUAAUAUCUAAAUAUUUGUUAACUCAAUGCCGACGGGUAUGACGUGUACGCACGUGCUAUGCCCACUGUGAGUACUUGUUUGAUUGUUUUUACACAUAGAUGGCUACACUUGUGCUAAGUCACCAAUGAGCCAGUUACGAGUACUGCC
Molecule: messenger RNA, 4643 nt
Organism: Penaeus chinensis
Lineage: Eukaryota; Metazoa; Arthropoda; Malacostraca; Decapoda; Penaeidae
Product: TLC domain-containing protein 2-like
Exons: 6
Coding region: 113-946 (277 amino acids)
Biological process (GO): phospholipid homeostasis; plasma membrane organization; membrane assembly
Cellular component (GO): plasma membrane
Source: RefSeq, a predicted model, not a curated record